AUGAUAAAAGAAGAUGAUGGUAUGGAAAGAAGAUAUGGAAAAUGUCAAUGGUGUGAAAGGCUACUAAAGGCGGAUGUGGAAAGGAAUGGGACUUCUAGUUUACUCAAACACGUAGAUCGGUGUCAAAAAAACCCGAAUAAGCUACAAGAUCCAACUCAAACCAAAUUGAAUCUAAAAAAGGAGUCAAAUGGAGAUACUAGUGUUAAAACAUGGAAACACGAUGAUGCAAGGAUCAAAAAAGCAUUACUUAACCUUUUUGUGGUAGGCGAAUUACCUUUCAAGUUCGUUGAAAACGAGGCUUUUGUGGAAUACACCAAUGCACUUAAUGCUAAGGUUGUGUUGCCAUCUAGACAUACAAUAUCCCGAAAUGUUUCCAAAUUUUACAUAGAAGAAAGAACCAAAAUGCUUCAAUUUUUAAGUAACCCAAAGACCGCUAUACAUUUGACAACGGACACUUGGACGUCUUCUUGUCAAAGGACUACUUACAUGGUGGUCACGGCUCACUUCAUAGAUGAGAAUUGGAUGAUGCACAAGAGAAUUAUAAACUUUAGGGAGAUAGAUAGCCAUAAGGGAGAGGAUAUGGGCCGAGAAUUACUCGAUUGUAUUCGUGAAUGGAUAAUGAAAAAUGUCAUGACCAUUACCUUGGACAACGCCGCUACAAACGACAAGGCAAUGGACUUUUUGGUCAAAAAGUUGCCCAAUCUUUACGAGGGUGGAAAGCAUUUCCAAGUUAGGUGUAUGGCUCACAUUUUAAACCUUAUCGUAAAGGAUGGACUAAAAUACCAAAACUAUCAUGUUGAGUGUAUCCAAAAGGCGGUACGGUACAUUAGAUUGUCACCACAAAGAAUAAACAAGUUCAAGAAGGCGAUGAAAGAUUGUGGCUUACAAACGAAGAAGUUUCUAUGUGGUGACACUCCUACCCGAUGGAACUCGACUUUCGAGUUAUUGAAGUCCGCAUAUGAGUUACGAGAGGCAUUUACGGAAUUUGGCAUAAGAGAUAAAUCAUAUGAAAGGGAUCUCGGUAGAGUACCGGAAAAUUAUGACUUUGAAGUUGUAACCGAAAUGGUGAAAUUCUUUGAAAAAUUCAAAACAAAAACAGAGCUUGUUUCGGCUACAUCAAAACCUUUGGUAAAUCUUUUUAUCAGGGAAGUCUUAGAUGUGGACAUACAUCUAAGAAAGUGGUCAACCAAACCAAUGUUUCUCGAUAUGGUAAAAGAUAUGAGGACGAAAUACGAAAAGUAUUGGGGUGCAUAUAACAAGAUGAAUGAUUUUAUGUACUUUGCGGUUUUACUUGAUCCUACCACCAAAUCACCUUUUUUGUUACAUGCUUUUAAAAAAAUGAUCGGGUACAUGGAACCAUCAUUGACCCCCGCGAGCAUAGACAUAAAAGCACGUCAAAUGGUCCGAGAGGUUGAGAAUAGGAUGGAAAAUUUAUUUAUGACCUACUUGGAACGAUUUGACAGCGGUGGAUCAUCUCAACAAGAAGCGAGUCAAAUAGCCAUUGAUGUUGAUGAUGAUAAUGAUUUUUUCGGUGAUUUUCUUUGUACGGGAGGUAGCAACUCGGAUCCAACGGAUAACGAGUUACGAACUUAUUUGAAAGAGAAUAUAGUUAAUUAUAAAAAAGAUUUCUCAAUUCUCGGGUGGUGGAGAGUAAACGCAAUUAGGUUCCCAACAAUUGCUCGGAUGGCGAAAGGCUUUGAAAAACGACUGGAGCUUCAGUUCUCCAGUCAUGAUCCUGAUAUCGGCAUUGGCCUCAGGGAACUCGAAUUCAAGUUUCUUGAACAAGUUCUCCAUCAAGUACAAUGUACGGUUGUCUCAGCACUUGGCAAUCUACACUUUGAUUCAUACGUCUUGUCUGAAUCCUCACUCUUUGUUUACCCUACCAAGAUUAUCAUCAAAACCUGUGGCACCACUCAGCUCUUGAAAUCGGUUCAACCAUUCAUUCAUCACGCUAGAACCCUCAACCUUCAUAUAACGGCUCUUCGUUACACCCGUGGAAGCUUCAUCUUCCCACAAGCUCAACCACACCCUCACACCAGUUUCCAAGAAGAAGUAGCGUACUUGGAGGAUAGCAUCCCCGCAAGCCUAUGUUACAGAAAAGCUUCUGUAAUUCCCUCUAAACUCAAGUCUCACUCAUGGCAUGUGUUUUCUGCCGGAGCUGUUGAAUACUCCGAUAACGCACCACUAGACUUAUACACGGUCGAGGUGUGCAUGACGGAUCUUGAUCAAACCCUAGCUCGCAAGUUUUUUCGCCAUCCAAACGAUGGAAAAAACGGUGACUCUGCUGGAAGAGAGAUGACGGAGAUAACAGGCAUCAACCGUAUUAACCAAAAUGCGCACAUAUGUGAUUUCGCUUUCGACCCCUGUGGGUACUCAAUGAAUGGCAUUGACGGCGACCGUUAUUCCACUAUUCACGUGACGCCGGAGGAUGGGUUUAGCUACGCAAGCUUCGAGUGCGUUGCGUCUAUUUACAAUGACGACAUGGCGGAUAUGGUGAAAAAAGCCGUGAGAGUUUUUGGUCCAGGGACAGUUUCCGUUGCCACCACCAGCGCCAGUCAGGACAUGUGUGCACGUAUAAAGGGUGCGGUGGAACAUCUUGGGCUGAAGUGCCGGAGCUUCAGUAUGGAUGAGUUCCCAGCUGCCGGCACGGUGGUGCUUCAGACGUUCACUAGUCGCCGGAAUAGAAUAUAA
Molecule: messenger RNA, 2691 nt
Organism: Lactuca saligna
Lineage: Eukaryota; Viridiplantae; Streptophyta; Magnoliopsida; Asterales; Asteraceae
Source: the annotation of a GenBank genome assembly